AUGGCGUUUCGGAUCUUAGAAAACGUUGAAAUAUGCAAGAAACAAGAGGGUUUCUUGGGGUCUUAUUACAGCGGGAAGGUUUUGGCUGUUGUUGGAAUAAAUCGGUACAUAGUGCGAUACGAAACCCGGUGGGCUGAAUGUAAGACAAGGCAGUUGAGUGAAGUGGUUGAUGCCGAUGAAGUUAGGCCUUUGCCACCGACUAUUUCAUGCACCAACUUCUCCAUGUCCGACAAGAUUGAUGCGUAUGUGAAUAAUGCUUGGUGGGUCGCAAAGGUUGUGCAGAGACUUGAUGAUGUUCGUUACUUUGUGCGCUUGGACGCUAAUGGAACUGAGUUUCAACUCCCUUCACAUAAACUUAGGAUUCAUCUUGAUUGGCAAGAUGGGAGAUGGGUUUUGCCCCCCAAUGCCAAUACCAAUACCAAUACCAUUGCCAAUAGGUAUGUGGGUUAA
This is a messenger RNA of Quercus robur (English oak), 450 nucleotides long. Its product is annotated as protein AGENET DOMAIN (AGD)-CONTAINING P1-like. The record is from RefSeq and is a predicted model, not a curated record. The transcript has a single exon. Lineage: Eukaryota; Viridiplantae; Streptophyta; Magnoliopsida; Fagales; Fagaceae. Bases 1 to 450 code for a protein of 149 amino acids.